UUUUUAGGGCCAAUAGAAUAGAACAAAUAAAUAGGGUUCCAAUUCUUUUUCCUUAUUAUUUCAUCCGAAUUUUUGUGCUUAAUAAACUUAGCGUAAAGGGAACGAGCUGUUUCUGUAGGAGCCAAAUCGAUCGAUCGAUCGAUCAAUCAAUCAAUCAUGCAGAUCUUUGUGAAAACCCUAACCGGAAAGACCAUCACCCUCGAAGUUGAGAGCAGCGAUACCAUUGACAAUGUCAAGGCCAAAAUUCAGGAUAAAGAAGGCAUACCUCCUGAUCAGCAGAGACUGAUUUUUGCUGGGAAACAAUUGGAAGAUGGUCGAACCCUGGCUGAUUACAACAUUCAGAAAGAAUCAACUCUUCAUCUUGUUCUGAGGCUCAGGGGAGGAACCAUGAUCAAGGUGAAGACUCUCACUGGAAAGGAAAUUGAGAUCGACAUUGAACCCACUGACACCAUUGAUCGUAUUAAGGAGCGUGUUGAGGAGAAAGAAGGAAUACCUCCUGUGCAGCAAAGGCUUAUAUACGCUGGAAAACAGCUAGCAGAUGACAAGACAGCUAAAGACUACAAUAUCGAAGGUGGUUCUGUUCUUCACCUUGUUCUUGCACUUAGGGGUGGCAGACUCUAGGUUGCACUUAACUUGGUGAAAACUUAGAUGUCCUGUCUUUAUUCCAUGAACUUGGGAUGAACAUUUCUUCUCUUCCCUUUUUUGGUGAUGUACGAUUGGAAUAAACAGGAAAAACUUGUGGUUGGUUGAACAUUUUGUGAUUGUCUGCACCUUAUGUUAAAUUCAGGUUUAAUUUGCUAAUAUGUAGUCUCUUUUUUUUCCCC
Molecule: messenger RNA, 824 nt
Organism: Solanum tuberosum (potato)
Lineage: Eukaryota; Viridiplantae; Streptophyta; Magnoliopsida; Solanales; Solanaceae
Product: ubiquitin-NEDD8-like protein RUB2
Exons: 3
Coding region: 157-621 (154 amino acids)
Molecular function (GO): protein binding
Source: RefSeq, a predicted model, not a curated record